Lytechinus variegatus (green sea urchin) is the source of this 4469-nucleotide messenger RNA. Its product is annotated as deleted in malignant brain tumors 1 protein-like. The coding region runs from base 532 to 3447 and encodes 971 amino acids. NCBI's taxonomy places the organism in Eukaryota, Metazoa, Echinodermata, Echinoidea, Temnopleuroida, Toxopneustidae. The transcript is spliced from 9 exons. The record is from RefSeq and is a predicted model, not a curated record. Gene Ontology annotation, cellular component: membrane.
CGCCUGGCCCUCUCUGGACCUUUGGCCGCACAGUACAGUACCAUGGACUCUCUCACACAGUUUAUGUUUGACCCCUUAUUCAGCAUCAAAUCAAUAUUUGUUGAAUCUAAUUUACAUCAAGGACAAUUUGACAAAGCAAACGAUUGAUAGUUGAUUAACUGUCAUCAUGACUAGCAGGACAUAAAGGUAAAAUAAAUCUAUAUUUCGGUACCGUUUUUAUUAUUCGACUGGUAUGCGAAGAGUAAAGUGACAUCGAUCGGCGGACAUGCAUUCAUUUGUGGGAGAGCGUCGGGCUGCAGGUACAGGUUCAACCAGAAAGGCAGAAACUCGCAUUCUUUGACGUUGAGAUCAUGAAUUGGCAGUGGUGCUAACAACAACAGUAGAGGAUUUUCGUCCCCUGGAGGCUUGCUCCAGACAUUAUAGCGAGUAUCGUACGCUCUUCUGUUGCCGGUAAUCAUUAACCUUGCCUUGACAAGACAUUUUGAUGAUAUCAUAUAGAGAGAGAGGAGUCAGUAGCUGGGAAAUGAGACCAUGAUGAAGAUCGGUGCACUUAUCAAUAUUAUGGAGUCGUUAUUGCUACUUGUUUUCUAUGUGCUUCUAGUUAAUCUGACACCUGUCGUCUCGCAAGGGCAAGAGUGUUGUAACAUCCGAUUGUCAGGUGGCAUGUUUGAUGCUGAAGGGAGAGUAGAGAUCUUCUACUCCAAUGCCUGGGGUACAGUAUGUGAUGAUGACUUUGGUAUCCCGGACGCCAACGUGGUGUGUCGGCAGUUGGGCUAUGUGGGAGCCAUAGAAGUCUUGCCAGAAGCUUACUUUGGAGCCGGGACAGGGUCUAUCUGGCUUGACGGAGUGGGUUGUAGUGGCAACGAGGAGAGUUUGGUAUCGUGUCCGAAUAACGGAUGGAGGGAGCAUGACUGCAGCCACAGUGAAGAUGUUGGUGUCUCCUGCUAUUCAAGUGACCAGUAUAAGGUUCGAUUAGUCGGUGGCGAGACCGACUAUGAGGGUCGGGUCGAGAUCAAUUAUAAAGGAGCCUGGGGAUCGAUUUGUGAUGAUUCUUGGGAUAUCAGUGAAGCUACAGUGGUCUGUAAGCAGCUAGGAUACACGGGGGCGCUCCAGGCAGUGGGGGAUGCUGUCUUCGGGACAGGGGAUGGUGUUAUCAUGCUGGAUGAUGUGAAUUGUGUAGGGAAUGAAGGUACGCUGGAUAUGUGCUUGCAUCGUGAAUGGACAGAACAUGACUGCACUGGGGUGGAGGUCGCUGGUGUCCGCUGUGAUAUUGAAGAUCACAUAGUCCGACUCGUCGAUGGUGGAGCCCCGAAUCAGGGUCGCGUGGAGGUCAUCUUCAACGGAACAUGGGCCACCAUCUGUAACGAGCAGUGGGACAUCCAGGAUGCUAAUGUGAUCUGCCGCCAGCUUGGGUACAUUGGAGCGUCUGAGGCUGCCAUGGAAGGAGAAUUCAGCCCGGGAUCCGGUAGCAUAGCUCUGAGUGAAGUGCGUUGUGAAGGAUGGGAGCAAGAGAUCAAUGACUGCUACCAUGGCCUGUGGGGUACAUCCGGAGCCACCUGUUCACAUGAAAUGGAUGCUGGGGUCAAGUGUGCUAAUCAAACAGAAUUUAAUAUUCGUCUUGUUGGAGGAGAUGUAGAAUCAACAGGACGAGUAGAGGUGUUUUAUGAUGGAGUUUGGGGUACAGUCUGUGAUGAUCUGUGGGAUUUGGCAGAUGCAAGGGUUGUUUGUCGACAGCUUGGUUACCGAGAUGCCUUGGAAGCAACGGUCUCGGCUGCUCAUGGUAUAGGUGAUGGUCACAUCGUUCUUGAUAACGUCCAGUGCAUGGGAACGGAAGUAAAUCUAACUGAUUGUCUUCAUGAUGGGUUCUUGAUACAUAACUGCCAACCAAACGAAGAUGCCGGAGUGGUGUGCCAAACGGCAGAUAAUUCAUACACUAUACGUCUCGUGGGUGGCAAUGUAGCUUCUGAAGGUCGUGUGGAGGUCGUCUACAACGAUGAAUGGGGAACGAUAUGCGACGAUGACUGGGACAUUGAUGAUGCUAGAGUGAUCUGUAGACAGCUGGGUUAUACCAACGCAGAGAAGGCAACGAGUGGCGCCAGCUUUGGAGAAGGGACAGGGGUCAUCUGGCUUGAUGAUGUGAUGUGUGACGGAUCGGAGGAUUUGAUCUUCACAUGUCCUAGCAGCGAGUGGGGUGACCAUAACUGCGAACAUGCAGAAGAUGCAGGGGUUAUCUGCACUGAUGAUGGUUCUUCCCAGAUCCGUCUUGUCGACGGCAGCGAUUCACGUGGUGGUCGUCUGGAGAUCUACUUUGAGGGCACAUGGGGGACUGUCUGUGAUGAUAACUGGGAUGAUGUUGACGCUGAAGUGGCAUGCCAGGAACUUGGUUUUCCAGGAGUUGAGAAGUCCAAGGCUAGUUAUCCUGUAGGUGAAGGAAAGAUCUGGUUAGAUGAUGUCAACUGCGAUGGUAGCGAGAGUUCUAUCAGAUACUGCAAACAUAAUGGCUGGGGAGAACAUAACUGCGCCCACCAGGAGGACGUAGGGAUAGUCUGCAGAAGGCUCGGCACUGAGAGCGGCUUGUCUCGAGGUGCUAUAGUUGCCAUAGCAACAGGAUGUGUUGCAGUGGCCGUUCUCCUCAUGGUGGCAAUAACGUUGUGCUACAGCAGGACACGUAAGUCAGAGACGAGAGAGCCACGGUCUACACGAUCACGAGUUAGCUCACCAUCCACCAGCUCAAGGCCACCGCAGGUGUAUUCCAUUAAUCAGAAUGUGUUCUACAACAGCUACGGUCAAACCAUGCAUAUCAACUCACCUCCACCACGACUUGCCUCGCCAGGACCAUCCAAUGAAUAUCCUCAAGCUCCUUUUCCUUUGCCUGCAGAACCACCACCUCAGUAUGAGAUGAUCUCAAGUUACACUCCUCAAUCUGUCUUCCAUGGUAAUGUGGCAAGGGAACCCGUACCAAUUAAUCUAAACCAAGCCUUGCCCCCGAUUGCAGGAGCUGGAGCUGAUGGUGCGGUAGCAGGACCAUCAACGUCCUCAUCAGAGGUUGCGCACACCCCUGGCCCUUCCGCAGCCACACCCUUCCCUGCUGGCCAUCAGCAAGCGGAAGGGUAUCUCCCUUCCCCUGUUCCAGACCUGGUGUCUUCCGGGUUUAGACUGCCAUCUGAACCUCCAAGUUAUUCUGCUGCUUCCCAGAGCAGCAGCGACCUUCCGUCAAGGGGGCCUGCUCCACAGUAUUCAAGGAGGAAUGAUGCUCCACAGUAUUCCAGAGAGAAUGAUGCUCCACGAUAUUCAAGAGAUAAUAACACCACAUCUCCUCAGCGGACAUACAGUUCUAGAAACAAUCACGGUGCUGUAGGGCGGGAUCCUCAAAGUGGUGAUAAUUUUUAUUCAAAUGCAGCUUUUAGUGGAGAUGUAGCUGAUGAUGGUGAAACUAUGGAGAUAUGAGGAAGGAAUCUGAAAACAAUGUUGAUCUGCUUAAAUGUACAAUAUUUUUAAUAAAGUGCACCCAACCCAUGUUUAUAUACUAUGCAUAACUAUUAUUUAUUUGCAUUGCACUUUGUACCUUGUCUUCCAUUUUCAACAUGUUAUUGUUGAAGUUUAGUUUUGCACGUGUAUUUCGGCAGCCUUUCAUAUUUAUUAAUCUUAGUUUAUGAAUUAUGAUCUUUCAAAAAUCAAGGUAUACUCUAGGUACAUGUAUUACCUAAGUGUAUUUACCUCUGAUGUAUGAAUAGUUGCUUGCUUUGCAAAUUGAAUAUGAAGCAAUACUUUCUGAGAGAAGAAAAAGUUUUUUUUACACUUCAAUGUUGUUCAUCUUGAGGUUAACAUAUUCUGAAAUAUUAUAUUACCUCUAUGGACACUUUCAAAUGCCAAAGAUAAUGGAUGGUAUAUUGAUUGCCAUGAUGUAGUUAAACUUGGGAUAACUUGACCACAGCUUUAUGAAAUGCCAGUUGUCAACUCAUUCCCAAAUUCCUGCUGCAAAAAGUUGUCAAAAAAUUAAACGAGUCCCAAAAUGGGAAGAAUAGUAAAAUUCAAAAUUAUAAUCAAUUUUGAUGAAUAAAUUAAUACAUUUAAUGUCAUGAAUAUGAAAGAAAUGUGAAGCCGGCAUUCUAUAGAGGUGUGGUUUAAAAUUCUAGUUUAAACUAGGGUUAAACCUUGGUUUAAUUAUAUCAGAUUUCCACCCAGUGAGUUCUUUUGGGUUCAUGUUAAUUAUGUGUUGCUAUUAAAGUAGAUCAUAAUUGAAUGAUUGGUUGUGUGUGACCAAGCAUUCAUUUUGCCUAACUCAUAAUUGACUAUUAAAUGAGCGAUGAGCAGUUAUAAGGCAAGUAUAUAUGAUCAGUCAUGGUUUUGAGUUGGGAAUGGGAAUAUCAAGAAAGAUUGGAUCCACAUCACUAUUCUAUACAGUGCGUCCCACAAAAAACGAAACCGAGAUUUAUCGAUGAUUUAUCAUAACUUAAUCACAAAUACAA